Messenger RNA from Poecile atricapillus (Black-capped chickadee), 1734 nucleotides. RefSeq names its product ribosomal L1 domain containing 1 (gene RSL1D1). The record is from RefSeq and is a predicted model, not a curated record. The coding region runs from base 62 to 1411 and encodes 449 amino acids. The transcript is spliced from 9 exons. NCBI's taxonomy places the organism in Eukaryota, Metazoa, Chordata, Aves, Passeriformes, Paridae.
CCGUGCCCCGGAAAGCGGCGCGCACGCAGGCGCGGAGACCGCACGUGGCACCAGUGGCGCCAUGGCGAGCGGGAAGGAGCUCCUGGACCGUGCUCAGGUGAAGAAGGCGGUGGAGGCUCUCGUGGCUUUCGCCAGAAGCAAGGCCAAGGGGGACGCGCUGCUCCUCAACGAGAGCGAGAGCGUCCAUCUCGUGGUGACGGUGUGGAAGGUCCCGCAGGUGGCAAAAGUUAUCAGAAUACCACUGCCCCAUGGCAUUCGACCAGAAACAACUGAGGUUUGCCUGUUCACAAAGGAUGAACCAAAUUUAUCAGCAGAACAGACUGAAAAUCUGUACAAGAAACUUUUACUCCGGAAUGGGGUCAGAAGUAUUAGCCAGAUCAUCUCAUACAAAACCCUCAAGAAGGAGUAUAAAAUGUUUGAAGCAAAGCGGCGCCUCCUGAACAGCUUCGAUCUUUUUCUGUCUGAUGACCGAAUUAGAAGGCUUUUGCCCUCACAUCUAGGAAAACACUUCUAUGAAAAGAAAAAGGCUCCGUUAUCUGUAAACCUGAAAGCCAGAGAUCUUGCCAAGGAACUAGAAAGACAUAUUCAAGGGACUACACUCUCAGUUCACAACAAAGGGUGCUGUUAUACAACACGCAUAGGUCACACUGGGAUGAAAGUGGAUGAGAUACUUGAGAAUAUCAUUGCAGCAGCAGAAGUGAUUGGUAACAAGUUACCAAAGAAAUGGAAAAAUGUAAAAAUUCUUCACCUCAAAACACUUAAAUCUGUUGCACUUCCAAUAUUUACUGCAAAUAUCUCCAACCUGGAUGAGCUUGACAAACUGCCAUCUCUCAGGAAAACUGAAAUAAAGAAGAUGAAACCCAAGAAAGUGAAGAGGAGAGCUAAAAAACUGAAGUCAAGUCAAGUCACUGUGACAGCAGGAAGUAAAGCUGCUGCUGCUGGUACCCAGGAGCCUGUGAUAAAAGAGAAAGUAGAAAUAGUCCAAGAACCAGGUGAUAAUGAUGAUGAAGAAAUUCCACAACUGGUGCCUAUACAAACAACAAGCUCAGCUGACCUGAAGAAAAUGGAACCAAGUCCAGAAAAAGGUGACAAUUUGGGCAAGAAAGCCAAAACACGCCUCGGUAAGAGAAAGAAACAAUCUCUUGUGAUAGAGACUCCAAAAUCAAAACCUGAGGUUACAGAAGAGUGUGUAAACUUACAGACAUCUUCAAAAGAGAAAAAAGCCAAAGCCAAGCAGGUCAGCAAGACAAAGGAAGCAAUAAAAGAAAAAGACGUGAAAAAGUCUCAAAAAAAGCCUGAAGCAAAGUCAUUUGCAACACCCAAAGCUGGCAAGUCAAUACAGUCAGCCAGGAAGACUUCAAAACCACCAAAGCAGGCACCCAAAAAGGUGCGCGUGCCACAGUCAGCGUGAACAUUGUCUGUUGUAACACACUUUGUAUCAUCAUACCAUAGUGUAUUUUCAGGAAAUACAUUUAUUGAUGAAGUAAAAUACCUUCUUAGAAAAUCUGAUCCCAAAAGGUUUUUUUCACCAAGAUCUCUAAUGAUUCAUUGGUUUCCUUUUAAUUUACAAGCUGGUACAAAUAAACUCACUGUCUUAAUGGCCCCCAUCACCUUUUAUCUUUUCCUGGCCCAAACCAAAAACACUCAAAUUUUUCAAGUGUCAAAGGGCAGAGAGGGGUCUAUCCUAGGGAAAAAAAGCUGAGAAAUAUUUUAAUAAAUGCUGUCUUUCUGAAG